AUGUAGGCUCUUACGUCACUAAGAAAGCACCAUUUUCCAGUUGCAUGAAGUUUAUUAUAUUACUCAAGCAAGAGAAAUCUACACAUAAUUGUUCAUUCGAUAUUUCGAUCCAUUAAUUUCAUUUUUUUCCUAUGGCUUCUCAAAACCCCCAGCUGCACUUUGUCUUGUUUCCAUUUAUGGCUCAAGGUCACAUGAUCCCAAUGAUAGAUAUUGCCAGAAUUCUGUCACAGCGUGGCGUGAUGAUCACCAUAGUCACCACACCACAUAAUGGUGCUCGUUUUCAAACAGUUCUUGCUCGUGCCAUAGAAUCUGGGCUCCAAAUCCGGUUAGUCCAACUGAAAUUUCCAUGUGAAGAAGCAGGACUACCUGAUGGGUGUGAAAACCUUGACAUGCUACCUUCACAAGACUUGACCUUGAAUUUCUUUACAGGAACUGCGGUGCUACAACUGCCAGUAGAAAAGUUAUUCGAAGAGCUGCACCCCAAGCCAAGUUGCAUAGUCUCUGACAUUUGUUUGCCAUGGACCAUCAACAUUGCUCGCAAGUUCCACAUUCCAAGGGUAUCUUUCUCUGGAACGAGUUGCUUUUGUUUACUUUGUAUGUUCAUUUUGCACAUGUCUAAGGUUCACGAGAAUAUAACCUCCGAAUCGGAGUACUUUGUUGUGCCGGACUUGCCCGAACGAAUUGAGAUAACCAAGGCUCAGCUUCCAGGGCCUCUGACUCCGAAUAUGAAAGAUUUUCAUGAAGUAAUGGUUGCAGCUGAGCUGGAGUCAUAUGGGAUAAUUAUGAAUACUUAUGAAGAAUUGGAACCGGCAUAUGUUAAAGAUUAUAAGAAGGCAAGAAAUGACAAAGUCUGGUGUAUUGGCCCGGUGUCACUAUGCAACAAAGAUGACUUGGAUAAGGUACAAAGAGGUAACAAGGCCGCAGUUGACGAAAACCACUACUUGAAGUGGCUUGAUUCCUGGGGAUCAAGUUCUGUACUUUAUGCUUGCCUUGGAAGUUUAUGUAAUCUCACAUCUGAGCAACUGAUAGAACUUGGACUGGGAUUAGAGGCAUCAAAGAAACCAUUUAUUUGGGUUGUAAGGGGUAGUGGUCAAUCGGAGGGGUUGGAACUGUGGAUGAAAGAAAAUGGUUUUGAGGAAAGGACCAAAGAAAGGAGCCUUUUGAUUCGAGGUUGGGCUCCACAAACACUAAUAUUGUCACACCCUUCAGUUGGAGGGUUCUUAACACAUUGCGGCUGGAAUUCAACAUUAGAAGGCAUAUGUGCUGGGCUGCCAAUGAUUACAUGGCCGCUGUUUGCAGAUCAGUUUCUCAAUGAGAAACUAGUGGAACAGAUUCUAAAAAUUGCAGUGAGGGUUGGGGUAGAAUAUCCAAUGAAGUGGGGAGAGGAAGAGAAGAUAGGUGUGUUGGUGAAGAAGAAAAAUGUGAAGGAAGCAAUAGACAAGUUGAUGGAUGGAGAGGAAAGUCAAGGGAGAAGAGAAAGAGCAAAAAAGUUUGCAAAGAUGGGAAAGAGAGCAGCAGAAGAAGGGGGGUCUUCUGAUCUCAACAUUGCAGUUCUAAUCCAAGAUAUCAUGCAAAAAGAGGGAUGACAUACAGGCCACAGCAAAGUAAGAUGAGACUGAUUUCAUAUGUAAAGGACAUUUCAAUGGUAAUGUUGCAUUUUUGAUAUUCGGAAUGAAUAUUUAUAAUGUAGACAUUUAGCUGCACCAUACAUGUAAGAUUGAGUUUCGAUUUGCUUAUUAUUCAUAUCUAGUUUUUAAUUUUGAUCAGA
Messenger RNA from Rosa chinensis, 1768 nucleotides. Its product is annotated as UDP-glycosyltransferase 73C3. NCBI's taxonomy places the organism in Eukaryota, Viridiplantae, Streptophyta, Magnoliopsida, Rosales, Rosaceae. The transcript has a single exon. The coding region runs from base 132 to 1586 and encodes 484 amino acids. Gene Ontology annotation, molecular function: UDP-glycosyltransferase activity. The record is from RefSeq and is a predicted model, not a curated record.